Messenger RNA from Neurospora tetraspora, 2320 nucleotides. RefSeq lists its product as uncharacterized. The record is from RefSeq and is a predicted model, not a curated record. The transcript is spliced from 3 exons. Lineage: Eukaryota; Fungi; Ascomycota; Sordariomycetes; Sordariales; Sordariaceae. Bases 485 to 2320 code for a protein of 611 amino acids.
CUUUCGACGGGCAAUGAGGGGCUCUUUACUGUAGAACAAGUCACCACGGCAACGCGCGCACACUCCACACUGUAUUUAUUUCACCUUGGCGGGGCACAUCCUUUCCUCUUCCUCUUCGUUUUCCUCAACCAUCAUCACUUUCACCUUCAACCUUUACCUUUUCCCACUCCAACUUCCAAACACUCUCACUUUCUGAACUGAACAACGUCAACCAGUCUUCAAAAAUCAACGUAGUCUACGGUUUGGUCACCCAACUUUCUCUCACUUCCUCAGCAACUGCAUCUACAAGCUUGGAUGAACGCACACCCCUCUCACUACUACAACUUCUUCUUUGUCAACCUCACUUUCUUCAUUCCAUCAUCACAGCUACAGCAAGCAAAUUCAGCGCGACGCAGCUAGCCCCUCUUCAUUUCUCUUUUGAAAACCUCACUUUCUUCACUUCGUGAUAACAGCCACAGCAAGUACAAGGCAGCGCGACGCAGUCAUGUCGACCCCGCAAGCUACCCAGGAGCCGCAGGAUGCGCUGGUGCAGAGCAUCGCGAACCUUGUCAACACCACGGACGCGUUGGCGGAGAUUAUCGCUCGCGUUAACAACAGCCUCUCAGAAACUUCUCAAGCUGAUGAAGCUUUCACCGUCGCCUUGGUUUAUCUUGAGAAUGUCAAGGGCCAGUUCCUCAACCUCGUCGCAAGCGCACAGGAGGCUGCCAGCUUGAAUCUUGCUACCAAGCUGCAGAUUGAACAGGCGACCAAGCAGUUGGAGCAGCUGCAGAAGAAGAUCAAAGACCAGCUGGAGCUGGACUCGAAGGAAGUUGCGGGGCAUAUCAAGAAGCAGUUUGAGCUGGCUUUCAAGGUGAUGUCGGAGAAUUUCAAGAAGCAGUUGGAGCUAACCUCAAAGGAGAUGGCGGACGACUCAAAGAAUAUGGCAGAUAAAUGCGUCAAGGCACUGGCUCUUACUGGUGAGGCCAUGGUCGAGCAAGUCGAGAAACUCGAGCACACUUCAGAGGAGAUGGAGAAGGAUUCAAAGAAGAUGUCGGAGCAAGCCAAAGAGGAGAUCAAGCAGAUGGCAGAGAACGCUAACAAGACGAUCAUUAAUUCUUCAGAGGCCAUGGUUGACCAAAUCUACAACCUGGAGUACGGUGCCGACGAGAUUCAGGUGGACGUGAGGGAGGUAAAGGAGCAAUGCAAGGAGGUCUUGGGUCAGUCAAAGGAGGUGAUGGUACUGACAAUGGAGGAACUCAAGCUCGCAAAGGAAGACAUGCAGCGCGAGAGACUGCUGUUCAAGGACCAGCAUGACCGUCUCGAGCAGAAGAUCGAGGAGAUGUAUCGUGUCCUGGAGGGCAGAGACGCCGAGAACAAGGGUCUCAAGGCACUUUACAGCAAGCUGAGCUCACAUGCACUUCGCAGUGUCCAGAACGCCACCAACUUCCGCGACGCGCAGUACAAGUUCCUCGUCGACGGGUUUGCCAGAUUCGAGCAGAAGAUCGCCUUCAUCACUCACCACAUCGGCAACACCAGCGCGAUCUCCGGCAAAGCCUCAACUGCCGUCACCACUAACGAUGCAUCCAAGGCUGACAAGACCAGCAAAAGCCCCAAGAGCACCAAGGAGGACAAAAUCGCCGAGUUACAGAAGAUCGUCAGAGACCUCAAGUACGAGCGCGACGUCCUCACCGGCAACAACAAGCUCCUCGAGCUCCGCCUCGCCAAAUUCGAGCAGGAAGCCCUCGCCACUUCCCCCGCACCCGAGCAACCCGUCCCCGACACUCCGUGCCCGACGCUCAAGUCCACCAAAUCCAAGCGCUCCCUCACCGAGACCGGCGAGCCUCUAGCCCAGCUGACCCUCUCCGACUCAGAGACCACCACCGUCGUCGCCAGCGCCCGCCCCUCCGUCGAAAGCCUCAUCCAGCCCGACCUCUGGGAGCGCCUCAUCGCCCCGGCUUUGCUCAGCGACGAGAUCAAGCGUCGCCUGCGCCUGAUCAAGCCCCAGGUAACCGGCGGUCUGCGUCUCGAGACGCUGUUCCUGCGCGUGGUCAACAUCGCCGUGCACGAUCAGGCCUGGGAGAACUUCGACUCCCUUUUGAAACAGGGCACGAUUUCGCAGUGGUACUGCGUUGAUGGCUUGGUGAAGAAUGGUUUGGGGCGCGGCUCCACCAUUCUGGUGGGUCACCAGUGCGAUGGCCACAGAGCGUUCCCACAGGGACGUGAUGCCAAAGACCGUCAUGCCCUGGGGUACGGUAUCUGGGUUAUCAUGACACCACAUGGUCUGUGUCGUGAUGUUAGACCAAUCCCGCUGCAGCCUGUCCAUAAAGAGUACGAGGUCUGA